This is a messenger RNA of Aricia agestis (brown argus), 2634 nucleotides long. It is a transcript of the gene Stim, whose product is annotated as stromal interaction molecule homolog. Lineage: Eukaryota; Metazoa; Arthropoda; Insecta; Lepidoptera; Lycaenidae. Gene Ontology annotation, biological process: store-operated calcium entry; activation of store-operated calcium channel activity; intracellular calcium ion homeostasis. Gene Ontology annotation, molecular function: calcium channel regulator activity; protein binding; calcium ion binding. Gene Ontology annotation, cellular component: endoplasmic reticulum; plasma membrane. The transcript has 14 exons. The record is from RefSeq and is a predicted model, not a curated record. The coding region runs from base 197 to 2191 and encodes 664 amino acids.
CACAAAAGUCACUUUUUCAUUUUAUUUCUGUGAUAACGUUCUGCCUUUAUUUUCACGAUUCCCUUUCUGAAAUGAGGCCUUAGCUAAUUUGUACUUAUUUUUGUUUUAUAAUGUGUAUGGAGUGCAGUGUCACGGUAGCGUUGUUAUCUAAUUAUAUACGGUUGUUGUGUUAGUUCAGUGUCAUUGAGAGAUCACGAUGCGUAUCGGUGUUGUGUUAUAUUGGUGCGUACUUGCUUUCCACGUUUGUGAUGCCGACGAGGGUGAGAGGACAGAGUCCGGACGGGAUGCCGGCAGACGUCCCCAGUGGGGGCCCGGUACGAGGAGCGCGUCAGUCACGGACCCGGCUAUUUCGGCGUCCAACGAUCUAAUAUUGUCAGAGGCGUGCAACAAUGACGCCGCGUGUCUGCACGACCGGGCGGGGCUGGAGGCGAUCACGCAGCUCCACAAGCAGCUCGACGAUGACGCAAACGGCAACGUCGACCUGAGCGAGAGCGAUGACUUCCUACGCGAGGAGCUGCAGUACGACAGCGGGUACGAGAAGCGGCAGCGCGCCUUCCACCACAACGACGACAUGCACAUCUCCGUCAAGGAGCUGUGGCAGGCGUGGCUCAGGUCUGAGGUGCACAACUGGACGGUGGAGCAGACGGUGGAGUGGCUGUCGGACUCCGUGGAGCUGCCCCAGUACAGGGCGCAGUUCCUGCAGCACCGUGUCACCGGCGCCACGCUGCCCAGGUUGGCAGUGAGCAACAUGCAGUACCUGAGCAAUGUUCUGGGCAUAAAGGACCCCAUACACAAGCAGAAACUCGCGCUCAAGGCGAUGGACGUCGUACUCUUCGGCCCACCUAAAGAAGGCAGUAGAUGGAAGGACUGGCUGCUGGCUUCCCUGCUGCUGGGCGCGGCUGUGGGCGGCUGGGCGGCGCUGAGGGCGGGCCGCGCCAGCAGGACCCAGGUGCAGAGGAUGCUCAGGGACAUGGAGCACCUGCGGAAGGCGGAGAUGGCGCUGGACGACAUGCAGAAGGAGCUGGAGAAGGCCAAGCUGGAGCAGGAGAACGUAAACACGGAGAAGAUGAACCUGGAGAAGAAGCUGCGUGAGGCGGGAGACAUACCCCUGCUCAACUCCGCCUCCUCCGACCUCGAGGUGUCGCAGCUUAAGGCAGAAAUUGAGAUGCUACGCGGAGAACUGCGGAGGGCGGAGGGCGAGCUGGAGGACCGGUGCUGGGCGCCGCCCGCCGGCCUCCAGCAGUGGCUGCAGCUGACGCACGAGGUCGAGAACCGCUCCUACCUGCGGAAGAAGCAGCAGGCGGACAUGCAGCUGCAGCAGGCCAGGGAGGCGUGCGAGAAGCUACGCAAGAAGCGGUCGAGCCUGGUUGGCGCGUUCGUGUCGACGCACGGCAAGUCCAUCGACGACGUCGACAGAUCUAUCGUGGAGGCGCGGACUGCGCUCAACGAAGUCACCCAGGAGUUGCAGGAGCGAAUGCACAGGUGGAAGCAGAUCGAGAGGCUGUGUGGUUUCAAUAUCAUCAACAACAACGGUCUACAGUUCCUAGAGAGCACGCUGUACCGAACCGCCAAUGGACGACAAGCGAGAGUACGCAGCUCGCAAGAUGAUUUGAGUCUGGGCGACGACACAUCCCUGUGUGGCUCAGUCGCGGACAACUUGCUGUGGCGCGAGGACUCUAGCGGCAGCGAGGCGAGUGACACCCCGCACUAUCCGCUAGACCUGAGGCUCGCUGAGGCCAGGCUUCAGCUAGAGGAGCGUCUGGCGGCGGAGGCGCGCGACCGCAAGGUGGAGGAGCGCGCGCGCGGCUCGCAGACCGACGUGCGCAAGUCGCCCGACGCGCCCGUCAGCUUCGUGCUGGGCGGCGACAACGUGAACUGGACGGGCGAGGAGCUACCGCGGCCGUCGCAGUCGCAGUCGCAGCCGCAGCUACGCGCGCGCCCGCUGCCGCCACCGCGCCGCCCCUUCGCCAACUACCCCAUCGCGCGCUCGCGCUCCUCCGACGUCCUGGGGGAGGAGCCCCGCCCCCCGCCCCGCCACGCCGCCCCGCGCCAGCGCCCCCUCGCCGAGGGGAUCGAGACGCCCCCGCAGGAGGAAGAGUCCACUGACUCGUCGCUGGUGGAGGACGAGGCCAAGCCGCGCCGCCGCCGCCUGCAGCUGCCGUUCGGCAAGAAAGCCAAGACGCCGGCGUGACCGCACGCGCCCGCGCGCGCCGCACACGCGACGCAAUGUACACGUACUAGGGUUUUAUUACGAUGUAGAAUAUUAGAGCAAUUAAAUUUCAGGAGUACCAUCCUCCAGAGAGUAUUACUUAAAAGCAGGAAUUAGUAGCAUAUUUUAUUGUACAACAAAUUUAACUUGCCAGUAUGAUCCAGAAAAUACUUUUUGUAUUUUUUUUUCCAUCAGUGUAUAUUAUUUUUACUUAGAUUCCGAUUCACCUGUAUGAGACUGUAUUGGUUGAUUGUGUAUCGUAUGAUUUGCCCGUUUAUUCACUGAUAUUUAUUUUGCACGUUUGAUUUUGACAUUCACUGUAUUUAUUUAAAACUAAAAUGCGGAAACGUAGACAUUUUUCCUUUUGAAGCUAAUUUUUAUACAGGUGUAACAAAACUAAGUGCUAAUACUUUAGGAUGAGUCCC